CCUUGAAAAUUCACAUCGUUUUCAUUAAUGUUCAAUCAUCCAUUAAUUGCCAUUUUAUAACAAAAUGUUGGGAACUCGUAAAAGAUCAAUUUAGUGUGAUGAGCUGAAUAUAAUUGAACAGCUUGGAUCGAAAUAACAACCUGUGAUAUAUGAGGACAAAUUCCAGAGUUAUCUAUACAUCAAGUUGUCUUUACAAGGUUUAAAAAACGAGUUCUUCAAGUUCUUAAGUGCAGGAUGUGGCAUUGAAAACGCCUUAACCAAAACACAAACAACAAGCGACAGAGAAAAUGAUUACUUCGCAAAGGGCCCAAAAAUGGCAUCUGUUCUGCCUACUUCUUACCACAGGUUUGUGGACCUGCGCCGCGGAGGUGCGCAUCAACCCCAUCCUGAGCAGCGACGACGAGAACACAACCCGCGUCACGACGCCCGCCGUCUCGCGGGAGCCUCACUUCGCGCCAGACUCGCCCCGGGAAGUGGUCGCCGCGGUGGGGGCUCCCGCGCACAUACCGUGCAAGGCGCGCAGCCUUGGUGCUAAAUCCGUAUCCUGGAUACGGCACCGGGACUUGCAUAUGCUGACGGUGGGCGCGUUCUCGUUCACGAACGACGAUCGCUUCACGGCGCACCGCGACCCCUCGUCGGGCGACUGGGUGCUUGUCAUCCGCCGUCCGCAGUUGUCAGACUCCGGCCUGUACGAGUGCAGCCUCUCCACCAAGCCUGUCAUCACCCACACUGUCAAGCUCAGCGUCGUAGUGCCGGCAGCGGAGCUGUUGGGUGGCAGUGAUGUGUUCCUGGACCACGGCAGCGCCCUCAACCUGACGUGUGUGGUGCGCCACAGCCCCGUACCACCAGAGUUUGUGUUGUGGUACCACAGGGACGAGCUCGUCAACUACGGGGGUCGAGGUCACGGCGUCGACGUGGAGACGACGCACUCGGGAUCAACGACGCGAUCGUCUCUCCUCGUCGCCAACGCCACACAAAAAGACUCCGGCAAAUAUUCCUGCAAACCUGCCAACGCCGGCAACGCUUCUGUUGUUGUCCACGUGCUUAAAAGCGAGACACCAGCGGCGAUGCAAACGACCAACAGCAGCUCGCACGUUGUGGCCUCAGGAUCAGCAGGUCAUCCAUCGAUGUUGCUGCUGCCGACGCUGGUAUCACUGAUGCAUGGCCUCUGCCUGCUCUUCAUUCCCCUAGUCUUGCAUGUGGACAUCGCCAGGUUCUUUGCUGCCUCGAAGUUACGGGAGCGAAGCGAGGUUGUAAGCGCCGUCGAUAGAUGAGGUGUUCGCGCGGCACUGUAUAGCUAUAGGGGUAGCGCACACCGCUAUAACCAAAAAUCAUUGCACUAAGAUUAAAAUAUUAGGAUUUGGUCUGUGUUAUAACUGUGUAAGAAGUAUCCUCUACACAAUGUUCUAGAGCACUGACGUGUGUCUAUUUAUUAAUGUUUACACAUUUUAAUGUCACGCAAUCUGGAGCGGUUUUAAAUACUUUAAAUCGAGAUGCUUCAACAAAAUCCGGCGAUAAAUCUAUGUAUGAAAUUUUAAACGUUUCUAAUGAAAAAUAUUUUAUUAAACGUUGUACAAUUGAUGAGAAUAUGCUAGACUUUGGUAACGGUUUAUAUAAUCUCGUGUAUAUUAUAAAGCAUUUUAUGAGAGUAUUGUGACUUUUCACUUAAUAUAUCCACUUUCCUACUGAGCAACGUGCUUAAAUAAUCCGAAAUCGCAUAUAUGCCAAAGAUUUCAAGUUUAAUAAUUAUACAGAUUUUUAGCAUAGAAAUUUUCGAAUGGAAUACAGUGUAAAGAAUUGAAUAAAUAAAAUGAAAAUGAUCUUUGAAAAUAAUCUAGAUGACGGCAAAAGGGCAAAGAAAAAGGCGUCGAUGUUAAACAAGCAAAGCAGCAAAGUCACGUUUAGAAGGGCGAGAGCAGGACGAGGUCGACCAAACGUGUAAUUCGACAGGAACUUCGAUUGUAAAAGUUCGUGAAGCUCGUUGGCGUCUUUGUUUUUGUCGAGCAGCGAGGUACAUUGAAAACAGGUCGGGUGAAUUUCAUUAAGUCUUCUUUCAGUGCCCGAAGUUGAUCAGUCUUGAAGUUGGGGGCACGCAAGGUAGCGAAAUACUUCCAAAAUAUCGAGUAUGUCCUUCUCUAGCGAUCUCAUACUUGACCUUAUUUCUCAACGUGAGUGAUUUAUAAUGUUAUUUUUAAAUUAGGCGUGUAAUAAAUGAACAAUAACUCGUAUUUACACCAGUCGAAUGAAAAACAGCAAUACCUGAAAAAAGUUCAUAUGCUUUCUCAAGCAUAUGAACUCAACUCUCAAGCGUUCACAUCUGUGAGCUAAAUGUAAUUGGCUGUUUUAUUGAUCUGUAUCUGUAUUCUGUAAUUGAUUUGUAAGUCUCCAAUUGUUCUUGAAUCUUUUGUAAUCCGACGGCGAUUUAAU
Molecule: messenger RNA, 2427 nt
Organism: Hyalella azteca
Lineage: Eukaryota; Metazoa; Arthropoda; Malacostraca; Amphipoda; Hyalellidae
Product: zwei Ig domain protein zig-8-like
Exons: 6
Coding region: 288-1274 (328 amino acids)
Biological process (GO): synapse organization
Cellular component (GO): neuron projection membrane
Source: RefSeq, a predicted model, not a curated record